AUGGCGCUCUCGGCGUCUCGACUCGCGCACUGUGCCGCGUCGUCGACCGGUCGACGCGUCGCCGCGCUUCGUUUACACCCACUUCCGGAUCCGCCCGCGCCCGCGGUGACGCGACACUUGGUCGUGGACGUCGCGGGCGGGACGUGCUCGGUGGCGACGUACCUCGCGCGCGAGCUCGAGUGUGAGGGCGUGGACGAGGCGUACGCGCGCGAGCUCGUGGACUUUGGCGCGGUGUGGUUCGCGGAUGCACCGCCCCCGAGGUCGCUCAGAGGGGUCCCGGGAGACGCGCGGGCGCGGAGGUUGGUUGCCGCGGAGAACGAGCGCGCGUUGCGGGACGGAAACUAUCUGCGCGUGCACGUGUCGCCGAAGCGGUUUCCUGAGGCGCAUUCCACGGUGUGGGAGCGGUGUGUGCUGAAGAGAGGGGACGGAUUCGUCGUGGCGCAUAAACCGGCGAGGGUGAGCGUGACGCCGACCGUGGAUAACGUGCGCGAGUCGUGUCUGGCCAUGUUGGAGAGGGCGAUGGGACUGAGAGAGGGGACGCUGAAACCGGUGCACAGGCUGGAUGUGGGCACAGAGGGGGUGCUCGUGCUGGCAACGACGAGCGCUUUCGCGAAGGAGUUUGGUGAUAUGCUCGCGAAGCGAUCGGUCACCAAGCUGUAUCGAGUGUUGACAUCGAGAGCGGUCGAGACCGGCAUACACAUACACGAUGCAGAGCCGGCAACGGAGGGACCGAGAAAAAUGAUUUUGACCGAGGUGAGGACGGCAGACGUCGCGAGUGAGAUUGAAAAGGUUAUGGUUCGAGGUGGGGGCGAGCGCGGUGGCGUGAGCGUACCAAAGCGCUGUAUUUUGCGCGUGAUUGAGUGUAAAGAAGUCGGCUCAGGAUAUUUUGAGACGACGGUCGAGCUAUUAACGGGACGUACACACCAAAUCAGAGCACAGUUCGCCGCCUUAGGAUCGCCACUAGUGGGGGAGACUUUGUAUCGCGCCCCGGAUGAUGACGGUGACGUUCGCGUGCAGAAGCCAGACGAAAGGUUGGGCCUACAAGCUUCAGAGUUGCACAUCCACAGCGAGUGCUCUUUAGGACCUGCGGGAACUGUAUUACGAGCGCUCGAGCCGUGGUGGACGCGCGAACGCUUCAUAGUCGGUAUCUAG
Molecule: messenger RNA, 1152 nt
Organism: Ostreococcus tauri
Lineage: Eukaryota; Viridiplantae; Chlorophyta; Mamiellophyceae; Mamiellales; Bathycoccaceae
Product: Pseudouridine synthase, RsuA/RluB/C/D/E/F
Exons: 1
Coding region: 1-1152 (383 amino acids)
Biological process (GO): pseudouridine synthesis
Molecular function (GO): pseudouridine synthase activity; RNA binding
Source: RefSeq, a predicted model, not a curated record